This is a messenger RNA of Psylliodes chrysocephalus, 375 nucleotides long. NCBI's taxonomy places the organism in Eukaryota, Metazoa, Arthropoda, Insecta, Coleoptera, Chrysomelidae. The record is from the annotation of a GenBank genome assembly.
AUGGUAGACGUGAAACUAUUAAGGAAUUUCUCUAGAGUAAUUUGCCCCAAUACCCCGUUGGAAUGGCUAGCAACUCCUGGCAUACACGGAAAGGUAAUAUCUGCUCGAGAGGUUCAACUUGAACUAGGUUUAUGGGACGGUGAAGUAGUAUAUAUGGAUCUGGAUCAUUUUGCAAAAUUUAAAAGUUACGCUUUAGAAACAGUUGAAGAACUUGUCAAAAAUUAUCCGUGGUACUACCUACCUGCUUCAGUGCAUAAAAUUAUCCUCUAUGGGUCAGAAGUUAUUGAUCGUGUACUCCUAUCCAUAGGGGAACUUUUGGAGGAAGCUGCAGAAUUUUUGAACAAUUAUUCAGACGCAUCAAGACAAGAAAAAUAG